This is a messenger RNA of Phascolarctos cinereus (koala), 3147 nucleotides long. It is a transcript of the gene STAMBP, whose product is annotated as STAM binding protein. Gene Ontology annotation, molecular function: metal-dependent deubiquitinase activity; K63-linked deubiquitinase activity; protein binding. Gene Ontology annotation, cellular component: cleavage furrow; endosome. The record is from RefSeq and is a predicted model, not a curated record. NCBI's taxonomy places the organism in Eukaryota, Metazoa, Chordata, Mammalia, Diprotodontia, Phascolarctidae. Gene Ontology annotation, biological process: protein K63-linked deubiquitination.
AGGCCGGAUGUGACGUCACUAGUGCGUCUCCGCCGGCUUCGGGGGCGGGGCGCGGAGAGAACCAGAUCGAGGCUGGGGGAGGCCCGGAGCGCGGAAGCGGAGAGGCGGAACAACCCAGCCCUGAUGCCUGACCACGGAGAUGUGAGCCUCCCCCCGGACGAGAGGGUCAGAGCCCUCAUCCAGGUAGGCAGCGCAGUGGAGGUCAACGAAGAUGUUCCCCCCCGCCGAUACUUUCGUUCAGGAGUGGAGAUCAUCCGCAUGGCGUCUGUUUACUUUGAGGAAGGCAACAUCGAGAAUGCCUUCAUCCUCUACAACAAAUAUAUCACGCUUUUUCUUGAGAAGCUACCAAAGCACAGAGACUACAAGACGGCGGUCAUCCCUGAAAAGAAAGAAACUGUGAAGAAACUAAAAGAGAUCGCUUUUCCCAAAGCAGAAGAGUUGAAGAAGGAGCUGCUAAAGAGAUAUACCAAAGAGUAUGUGGAAUACAAUGGGAGAAAGAAGAGGGAAACAGAGGAGUUUGCUCGGAACUUGGCCAUCCAGCAGCAGCUGGAAGAGGAACGACAGAGAGUAGCCCAGCAGAAGCAGCAGCAAGCAGAACAGGAACAGUUUCAUGCCUUUGAAGAAAUGAUCCGUCGGCAGGAGCUGGAAAAGGAGCGCCUCCGGAUAGUGCAGGAGUUUGGGAGGCCAGACGCAGGUCCCGAGGUUCCGGGUGGUCCCCUGGUACCUGGUGUAGAGAGGCCCCCGACAGAAGUGUUUCCUCCAGCGCCUGGCCUCCCUAGCCUGGGGUCCCUGCCAGCCAAGCCCCCGGCGGUGGACAGGUCCUUGAAGCCCGGAGCUCUGAGCAGCCCAGAGCAUAUACCCACAGUAGAUGGACUUCGCCAUAUGGUGGUGCCCCAGAUGCUCUGCCCACAGUUUCUCCAGUUGGCAGAUGCCAACACCGUCCGUGGUGUGGAGACGUGUGGGAUCCUCUGUGGGAAGCUGAUGAAGAAUGAGUUCACCAUCACCCACGUCCUCAUCCCCAAGCAGAGCUCAGGCCCUGAUUACUGCAACACAGAGAACGAGGAGGAGCUGUUCCUCAUCCAGGAUCAGCAGGGCCUCAUCACUCUGGGCUGGAUACACACUCACCCCACGCAGACGGCCUUCCUCUCCAGCGUGGACCUGCACACACACUGCUCGUAUCAGAUGAUGCUGCCAGAGUCGAUUGCCAUCGUCUGCUCCCCCAAGUUUCAGGAAACAGGAUUCUUUAGGCUGACAGACCAUGGAUUGGAGGAGAUUUCUUCCUGUCGCCAAAAAGGAUUUCAUCCACACUGCAAGGAUCCCCCUCUGUUCUGUACCUGCAGUCAUGUGACCGUUGUGGACCGAGCAGUCGUCAUCACUGACCUUCGAUGAGAUGUCGACCUUCACACCUUCCAGUUACUGUAAAAGAGCUCUCCGCACACUGUAGCCCCUUCUCUUUGUCCUCCAGAAAUGCUCGGGAGCUUCAGGGGAGGUUUGCCUUUAGGUUUCGGGGACUUCUAACUGCAAAAAGGAAUCUGACGUCAGCCGAGGGAGAGCUGGCUGUUCUGUACUUUGAGCUGAAAAAGAAAUGCCAGAACACAGUGCAAGGGGGGGGUUGGAGUCUGUUUUUCACUGACAGUACUAAUCUAACUUCUCUAACUUAGCUCCCUGCUUCUCUCUUUCAUUGUCACUGGUUGAUUUGUUUCCAGUUGAACAGACUGAGGGCAUGUGUACGAGCAGAACUGUGCUGACCCAUUUAAGGGUCUUUUCUACCCUCCUGCGAUUUUGAAAGGGUUAAACACAUGGACACUUUAAAAAUAUGAUACCGUGUCCCAUGGCAGGGAGUCACUUCCUUUGGGGAGAUUGCUUCCCUGCCGAGAUUGGCCUUGACUCAGGGCUAGGACGGAGCAAGGGGAGGGCAGAGAAAUCUGACCAGGUGGAUCAAGGGAAAACAGGAUAGCUCACAAAACACUUUUGUGUGGCUGGCCAGAGAUAUUUUUGUUGUUUAACAAAUGGUUCCAGAGAAGUUUUUUUUUCCCCCUAAAAUAAAAUGAUUAAAUAAACUCAACCAUUACCCUCCACUCUGGAGUAACCAGCUAGAGCAGGAGUGUGUUUACACACUGUUAGGAAGAAAGACUUGGGCCCGGGGCUGGGAGAGAACUGGGGCAUUUGUCCUCUGUCACUUCCCCCACUGUCAUGCCCUUUCUUCUGUUUUCUCCUGAGCCAGAAGGUGUGUUCUAGGAUGGAAGAGAGGUGCCCUUUCCCUGAGAUGUGGAGCCUUUAUUGUGCCUCAAGGAAUCCUUCUGUUUGUUGAUUUCAUAUGCCCAGUCAGCAAGAUUUAACCUUUUGUCGAGAAGCACCAUCUUGUACCAUCUCAUGCCCCAGCCGUCUCUUUGGUCACGUUUCCUUGGCUUUUUUUCUCUUGACCUUUAUUGUAUCCCAAGUAAGGGGUAGUUUAGAGCUGCUGUUGGUUUUUUUGUCCUUUUUCUUAAAGAAAAAAAAAGUUUUCUGGAUGCCUUCUGUUUUUACAUUGCAGUUAUUUCUGGGAGUACUGCUCCCCCAACUCUACUUCUUGGGAAUUGAGCCUUCCCUUGUAGCAAAGAACAAGCUCAUGAAAAGCACCCGUGCUGUGGCUCAGCUGAUGACAUCUCCAGCCUUCGGCCCUGGCCAUUGUCCACCUCCCUGCUAAGAGGAGGGCUCCAGGACUGUUGCUGGGCUCUGGUCUUGUCUGCUUUGGCUGGGGUUGUCUUCACAGUCUGCCUUCCUUUUACCAAUGGUUUCAUUUACACUGGUGUUAGUCAUUGCAUGCACUCUUAUUUUGGUUCUCUUUCUUCCACUGUGCAUCAUUUCAUAAAAAGCUUCGGUUUUCUCUGAAAUUCUCGUACUUGUCACUUCUAGUCCCAUAGUAUUCCAUGACAUUGAUAUACCAGUUUGUUCAGCCACCCCUCGCUGUUCGUGGGCACCCCCUUUGCUUACACUUCUUUGCUACUACAAAAAGCAUUGCUCAUAAUAUUCUAGCUUCCAGGGGUGGGGAACCUGCAGCCUCACGGCCACACGUGGCCCUCUAGAUCCUCAAAUGUGGCCCUUUGACUGAAUCCAAGCUUCACAGAACAAAUGCCCUUAAUAAACAGAUUUGUUUUCUAGACUACA